AUGGAUACUCUAGAGUGGCAGAAUUACUCUCUUCCCAACUCUGAAAAAUCCAUUCAACGCCAUCGAUAUGGUCUCCGAACUUUAGCCAAUCGAAAUUUCAUUCGGGAAAACAUAGAGAAUUUGCGCUACCCUUCUCAAAUUAAAGCGAAUUUACAGUCCAAAUCGAAUGGAAACAUGUUUCCCAUUCGACACAAUGUGGAAAGAUACUUUGAUAAUAUUGAAAGAAAUCGGAUGCGAGUUGGUUUAUCCACAGGAAGAAAUAUCCAACAGAAACGGUCUUUAUUUCAAGAAGAUGUAAAUAGUUCUCUUCCAUUAGUUGUCUCUAAAGAAAUUGGAGUUCGUACUCAGACCAGUUAUAGUGCUGAUUCUGCAGGCAAUAUUACUGACAGAAGAUCGAUGGACAAUAAGUUCAGACAGUCUUUUUUCUCUGAUCAACAGAAACUAGGAAAACUUCCGCCAUACUUAAUUCGACGUAAGAAAGAGGAGGCGGCCAGAAUAGCUGCAGAGAGAGCAGCAGCAGGAAGAGAACGGACACCGGAUGGCCACACACGGGUGUCCGAAGAAGAACGCAUAGAUACGCUACAUUCCUUGGAAGAAGUAUACACCAAAACAAUAAAAGAAUUCAAUCAGGUUCCACUCAGCGCGGACACUUCUCGAGCACAGAAGCUAAGGGCUGAUCUCGAAAGAAAACUCGCGGAUUUGGAAGAAGUUAUGGCUGCAUUCAGAAAACCUGUCGUUUUCAUAAAACUAGAUUAA
Rodentolepis nana is the source of this 756-nucleotide messenger RNA. Lineage: Eukaryota; Metazoa; Platyhelminthes; Cestoda; Cyclophyllidea; Hymenolepididae. The record is from the annotation of a GenBank genome assembly.